CAUAGUUUCCCAAAAUUUUGAAUCUUUCCCAUAUUUCUCCAAAGAGCAAAAGAAUAAAAGAGAGAGAGAGAGAGAGAGACAUCAUCGAGAAGAAUCAAAUCACUUCUCUGUUUCGUAGAAUCUCAAGCUCGAAGACGGUUUUGAUUUCAGAUCUGAAUCCGUUAGAGAAAGAGACAGGAAAAGAAUGGGCGGUCGAGGCGGCGGCGGCGUGAGUAACGCGAAGGGGGGUGUUCCGGCGGCUAGUAGGAAGGUGGUUGAGAGUUUGAAAGAGAUCGUGAACUGUUCUGACUUGGAGAUCUACGCGAUGCUUGUGGAUUGCGAUAUGGAUCCUGACGAGACCGUUAGUCGGCUUCUUUCUCAAGAUACUUUUCACGAGGUGAAGAGCAAACGAGACAAGAAGAAAGAGACUAAAGAUCCAGCAGAGUCCUGGACACGUAUCACACCCAAUCGUGGAGCUAGAAGCCGUGGUAAUGACGGUUACAACAACACUCGAGGUGGUGGAAACAGAUUUAAAUCCAAUGAGACGGGAAGUGUUCAAAGUGUACCUGCAAACAGAAGAGAGAACGGAGCACGUAACAAUUGGGCUGGCUCUUCAACACCUGGUGUCCUCGGGCGCCAACCUCCACCGAACAGCAGUGAGCCUGCAAACGCUGAAGUUAAGAAAGCACAACCAACGGUCUCAAGUGAUGCAGUUACUUCCUCUUCGGUGCCAACUCCUGCGUAUCAAUCCGCGUGGGCCAAUGCCAACCCCGGGCAGAGAACAAUGGCUGAUAUUGUGAAAAUGGGUUUGCCUCUUCAUCAGAAGAAGGUUGCUGCGCCUCGUUCAACAGAGACUCAAGAGAGUGGAAGCAAAGCUCCGUUGAAGGAUGAAUGGCCUUCUAUUGAGAAGCAAGACGUUUCUUAUCCUACAUCUUCUCUCUUGAAACCAGCUGCUGAAUCUAAAGUACCCACCGACCAGUCUAGCGAGCCUCAACGUUUUGAGGAGACUCAUUUCGAUGGUAAUGUCCCUGAAACGGAAACAAAGCCAGUUGCAUCUACUCCUGAUGCAGACCAGAUUCCACCUGCUUCGAUAUCCAACAGAAAUUUGGUUGAUGAUGAUGAUUCUAGAGACGAAAACAACAAAGCGGAGCCACAUGCUUUUGAGGAAAAUAGAGGUGAGGAUGUUUCUGCAUCUGUUGCAACUGAUUUUCAGCAACUAACCAUCGAGAAUGAAGAAGAAGACCGCGAGACAUUAACGAAAGAAGACAAACCUCCAGUGAUAAUCCCCAGUCACCUACAAGUUCAUACCUCAGAAUGCUCACACUUGAUGUUUGGUAGUUUUGGCUUGGGGUUAGGAUCUGGCCAAGCUAGUAGUGGCUUGAAUGAUAACCUGGAGGAAACAAAAGAAACGGAAGAUAAUUCAUCAUUCAGACACCCUGAGGCUGACUUCUAUGGAGAGGAAGAAGAACAAGAACAACUCAGGAACGCUGCUACUGAUGAGCAAACAUCUUAUCAGAUCGAUUCAACCGCCAGGGAUUAUCAUGCUUCCUCGGAUUCUGAAACAGAAGCGGCGCAACAUGAACCUCCUCCUCAAGAAGAUCAUCAGUACAAGUUCUCAUCUCCUGCAGAUUAUGGAUUUGAAAACAACCAACAGAUGAAUCCCCCAUCAGAAACAAACCCACAGAUGCAGAGUCUUGAUAACUUCCCCAACGUAAUGCAAGGCAUUCAAGAUGCAAGAGAACCUGAUCUUCACUACUCACCUUUCCCAACUAAAUACAACAAUGCCACUCCCUCUUCACUUAGUAGUCCAGCAAUAUCCAUGGCUGAGGCACUAAGAGCUGCGAGUAUUUCUCCUCAAAACACAAUGCCUAGUGCAGGAGAACAAGCAGCAGCUCUUGCUCAACACCUUGCCUUGAACCCAUACUCUCAUCAGCCUGGGAUGUCUUUAGGGCCUUAUGGUAAUCUGAUAAGCUAUCCUUUCAUGCCACAGAGCUACAACCCAUACAUGCCUUCAGCUUUCCAGCAAGCGUUUCCGGCUGGUAGCCAUCAGUCUAUGCUACAGCAAUACAAAACUCAAGCAACUGCUCCUCCUGUUCCUCCUCCCUCUGCCUAUGGGUUUGGUGGUGGCUCCACCUUGAGUAACAACUUCCCUUUGAAUUCCACAACUGCUCCAAAUCCCUACGAAGAUGUCUUGAGCUCACAGUUUAGGGACAGCAAUCACUUGGCAUCAUCUCUUCAACAGCAGAACGAACACUUGGCAGCAUGGCAUCAAGGACAACAAUCCAACUCACGCGUGGUUCCAGGAAGCGGUUAUUACAGCCUCCCAGGCCAUCAGAAUCAGCAGCCUCCUGGUUUCCGUCAAGCCCAACUAAUGCAGCACCAACAGCAGCCAUCUCAACAGCAGCAACAACAGCAUUUUGGAGGACAUGGCUAUGGCAGUCCAUACCAUUCGCAAGCUCCAAUGUCACUAGAUCAUCUCCAUCACCAACACCAACAACAGCAAAACGCUAGAGAUGCUUCUAAGCAGUCUCACCAACAGUCAUGGCCCAACAACUACUGAUCAAAAAAAUCAAUCAGUUAAAUCCGUCUCCAUGCCUUGCUUUCUCUUUCCACCGAGGUGUGAAAAAUGGCGGUGUGUGUGUGUGUUUGUGUGUUUUUGGUUUGCUAUGGUUUGUGGUAAGGUCUUAUGAGGGGUUUUGUGAGAAACCUCCAAUGGCUGGCUUGUUUAGAUGCUAACCAAACCUUCUUGUAUUACUAGAAACUCUGUUUUUUUUUUAGCAAUUUAACUUUUCAGUCUUGACAUCC
Eruca vesicaria subsp. sativa (arugula) is the source of this 2784-nucleotide messenger RNA. Lineage: Eukaryota; Viridiplantae; Streptophyta; Magnoliopsida; Brassicales; Brassicaceae. The record is from the annotation of a GenBank genome assembly.